Molecule: messenger RNA, 2352 nt
Organism: Styela clava
Lineage: Eukaryota; Metazoa; Chordata; Ascidiacea; Stolidobranchia; Styelidae
Source: RefSeq, a predicted model, not a curated record
AUGCCAAAUAAUGCAUAUGGCGAACAAGUUAAUGCAUGUCUUGAUGAAGUUGAACCAGCGGCAGUUUCUCAUGAGCACCAGACCAAGCAAACUCCUUCAUUUCAAAGUCAUCCUAGCCCACCUAUUGCGUCACAAACAUACAUGAACAAAGAUUAUCUCCCUAGCAUACAACAAGCAAAUCAUCCUUAUCUUGGUCAGGUUCCCCAGUCGGAACAACAACGCUACUCAGGUGCUGAAUACCACUCACCGGGAAGACAUAACGAGCAAUGUAACAUUAACCAUACUGCUGCGGACAGAUAUCACCCAGUCUAUCAAGCACCACAAGAGAUGCAAUAUAAUUCAUCUUUUACAUACAAUAGCAUUCCGCAACCUCAACCAAGAAGACAGGAGUCUAAACAUGUUCCUGAUAGACAAGUUUUUAUGCAAGGUAAUCCAACUAGCUAUAGCCAUGGGCCUACACCAGUUUCGGUUGGUGAUAACCAAAAUUCCAUGAGUCUUGCUGAUGCUCUGUAUUGCAUGGCAUCUUCAAUUAGACAAGGACCUCAAGAAAUAGAAAAAUUUGAUGGAGAUGCGUUGAGUUAUCACAGGUUUAUUCAAAAUUUUGAUGAUAUGUAUGAUAGUAAAAUUGCAGAUCCUCGUACUAAACUCAACUAUUUGAUUGAUCAAUGUACCGGAAAAGCCAGAAAAGCAAUUGAAUCUUGUAUCAUAGUGAAACCACCUUUGCAAGGCUAUCUUGAUGCACGCUCAAUUCUCAAACAACAAUUCGGACGAGAUUACAAAGUUGUAAACGCAUUUAUGGAUUCACUCAAAAAUGGUCCUAGCAUAAAACCACAAGAUUCUGAAGCAUUAUAUGAUCUUGCCACACAAAUGCGUAAUUGUGGUAUCAUUUUGACGAAUUGGGAACAUAGCUCUAAGCUUGACAGUCAAGAGCUGUUUGACAAAAUCUAUUUACGACUUCCAGUACCAAUGCAAAGAGAGUUCACAAGACAUCAUACAUCUACUUACAAUAGUGACAAAGAACCAACAUAUCAUGAUUUGUAUAAAUUUGUUAAUCAAUCUGCAAUAUUGGCAGAUACUAGGCUGAGCCGUCUCACUGCAGAGCAAAAUUUGAAGAAUAGAAAUGCUAUGCCAAAAAAGAGCUAUAAUUCUACCAAGGUGUCCGCUUAUGUCACCCAAACAUCACAAGUUAAGUCGUCCAAUGUGUUUUCGGAUUGUUUACUUUGUGAUGGACCCCACAGGUUGUGGAAAUGUGAAUCCUUUAUCAAGAAGUCUGUUCCAGACCGUGCAAAGUUUAUCCAGUCAAAAGCUUUAUGUUUCAAUUGUUUUCGUACCAAGCAUGUAGCACGCAACUGUCCCAGUGACAACCGAUGCAAAAUUGAGAACUGCGGAAAAUUGCACCAUUCGCUUCUACACAACCAAGAACGUAUCAGACAGGACAAGCCUUCUGAUAGAAAUGCAGCAAGUGACACUUCAACUCAUGUUGUCAAUGGAAGCACUGAUGCAUCAAUUCUCAAUUCAAGGAAAAGGGUAUAUCUCAUGAUUGUACCAGUUAAUGUAACUUCGUCAGAUGGUUCACACUCUGUGAAAACCACUGCACUUCUUGAUUAUGGCUCAAAUGCAACUCUUUGUAAGCUAAGUCUUAUGAAGAAACUCAAGGUGAAAGGAAAGCAAGAUUCUUUCACUAUUUCCACAGUCAAUGGCCUACAUAAGCAAAACGGCUACAGAUUGCACCUAAAUGUUAAGGGUCUACAGGAAUCUGACGAGUUUAUGUUGGAAGAUGUUCUAGCUGUUGAGUCACUUCCAAUACUUUCAGAUGGACUUCCUACGAAGGCAGAUAUACAAAGUUACCGGCAUCUUAACGGUAUCGAUUUUCCUGAAAUAGGGAAUCAUGAACCAGAAUUAUUGAUUGGUGCUGAUAAUUAUGAAGCUCUAAUAAUUCAAGAUAGAAGACUAGGGAAUAAAGGCCAACCUGCAGCUGUUCAUACCCCACUUGGAUGGACACUCAUAGGCAAAGAUGUUUCAAAGGGGACCAAUGGUAUGUCUAUCAAUUUUGCUAAUGUUGAAAGAGAUGUUCUUUGUGAGCAGUUGCAACGAAUGUUUAAUCGUGACUUCAGUGAAUCUGACUUCACUGAAGAAUUUGCACCAUCGAUCGAAGAUCUGAGAGCUUUGUCAAUCAUGAAAGAUUCAAUAUGUAAGGUCGAUGGUCACUAUCAAAUGAGGUUACCAUGGAAAUGUGAAGAACCACAAUUCCCACAGGAUUAUAAAUUUGCAAAGAAACGACUUGAUUAUUUGAAGAGAAAAUUUCAACGUGAUCCAGAGUAUUUUGAUAAAUAUAAAGAGGAAAAUUCAUGA